AUGUCUCUUACUAAUCUUCAAAAUCUCGCCUUGAAUAUUUUAAAAGAAACAAAACAUAACAUAGUACAAGAUAUCAUUGUUACAGAAUUGCCACCAUGUAAACUAUGUGAAAACAAAAUAUUAUCUGUUAAUUUCGAAUCAUUUACAAUACUUUCAUGUGGACAUAUAUAUCAUAGAAAAUGUAUAGGAAAAAAAUUUUUACUUACAACAGAAAACAAAUGCCCUUUAUCUGAUUGUAAUAAAAUCAUUGAUCCAGUAGUAUCCGAACGAAGGUUUUCCGAAUCAUCAUCUCAGUCUAGUGGAACUUCUGCUCUUGCAGAAAUGUUAGGCGAUGACUUUGGAUUAGGUUCUCCAAUGAAUGUAUCACCAUUAUUACCCUUACUUAAUGAGACUACUCAGAAAAAACGUACUAGGGAAUUAUCCGCAUCUACCGAAAAAUUGUCUAGCAAAAAAGUGAAAAAAACUGGUGGAAAGAAGGUAUCAAGCACAAUAAAACAACUUAUCGAAGAAUUAUUAACCGAGAUUCCUGAUAGUGGUAGGAGCUUGGAAAAAACAAGUGAAAGCUAA
Cetraspora pellucida is the source of this 567-nucleotide messenger RNA. Lineage: Eukaryota; Fungi; Glomeromycota; Glomeromycetes; Diversisporales; Gigasporaceae. The record is from the annotation of a GenBank genome assembly.